UUCCCGCGUACACGCGUGCCGCGUUAAAAGUAAAAGUUCAGUAAAUUACGUCUGGAAAUAUUCUCGCGAUAAAAUAAAAGGACUCCCUUGUGACGUGUCAAUUAAUUAUUUCCUUUUGAGUCUUGUUUGUUGUUUCAGUGCUUUAUUGUCAAGACAAGUGCAUAUUUGAAUUAAAUCGGAUGUACAUUUUGAGUUGUUUAAAAAAAAAUAUAUGUAUAUAAUUAGUGAACAGCGGGUCUUGCAGAUUAAAGGAAUACUAACAAUAAAAACUUCAUCUGUGGGAAAAGAAAUUAGUUUUAAGGAAAAACCUAGGCACAAGAAAGGCGGAAGCGAGGCGAGGCGGUGGGAAAGUGAUAUGACGUCAACGAUGAGGACCAUGUACUUACGGAACAAUGCUUGACGACCCGCUGAGGCGUGACGCUUGCACUUGAAACACGGCAAGAUGCUUCUUCAAAUGCAGUUUACCUUCAGAGCAGCGUUAUUAUUCCUACUGUGGACACCUGCCCAUACAGCAGAUGGAAAGGAACUGAUUUUCCCCACAGCGUCUUGUCCAAUAGGCUUCACAUUAAUUUACAGAAAAGACAAACUCACCCCGUUCUGCGUAAGAAGAAAAGGUCCUGAAACUUUCGCUGACCUAUACAAGGAUUGCGUGGGAAAUUUAUACACAUCAAAGUUGUAUCAAGAUUUAAAUAUAUCGAGACCGGAUUAUGCUGUGUGGUCGGAGUAUAAAACCUUGUAUCCAGGCGGAGUUUUCUUCGACUGGUCCCACACGUACAGUAUGGGAGAUCAGCUAAUAACAGAAGAUGGCGUAGCUUUGGAUCCUGGGCUGGACAUAGAUGGAGAUUUGUGUGUUGUUAUCGAUCCAGUUAGUAAUUACACCGCGGUGAAAUGCAAUACGAAGCAUUACAGGUAUUGCGUUGUAAAACCUUACGUGUACAAGGAGAGUAUGACGAAAAAAGGUUGUGAAGGGCUGAAGGAGUCUUAUAGAUUUUGGAGCCCAGUAUCUACUUGCUUAACGGUACUGAAUGGUGUGGGCGGAGGAGCUGUCCGUGCGACUUGGAACCAGGCAAGGGAGCUUUGUGGCAAAAAGGGGGGAUAUCUAUUGAGUCAUGGAUGGCGAUAUUCAAACUAUAGGGAGUUUCGUUAUACAAACCAUACUAAUCACACGUAUCCACUCGGAAUGGUUAUGAGAACUGAUUACUCUUCGUUGAGGUACGACGCGAUGACUGAUCAUUCAGAGAUCCCAAUAUCAGAGUGGAACUUUGGAGACACGAUAAACAGCACAGACACGUUCCUCGGAGCCCUGCGCAGUAACUUUUGGCAUCUCGUGAAUGGCUCUUACUUAUUUUAUGACGUCAUAUGCGAGCGUUCCGUUGAAAUCAAAGAUGUCAGUCUGGAAGUUACAAUAGACGCAGAAAACAAACUCACGCUUGCCGUAAACGAUUCUCUCGACAAAGACGACAUAUAUUGUUUCACUGACUCCGUAUAUUACUAUCCGGUUAAAGUGAAAAAGGAACGAGUCGGCGACAGUAACGUUUACGUCCUUAAACCGAAGCAAGAUGGCUAUUACUGGUGCACGCAUGUAAACACGAAAAAAUUCAAGGUCAACGAAUCGAAAAAAGUAUUGUUCAUACGAGAAAAGGUUUCCCUUGUAAAUUUUUACGCGAUCAAACUGAAAUACUCGAAGAUGUAUACUCUACAAGAGUUGGACAAACUGAGUAGUAUUUUAGAACUUAGAUUGAAGGAAUACAUCUAUCUAAGAACAAAAUACGAAAGCGUUUACGGUGAUGUAGAUACGAAUGUAACUGAGCAAGUAUUAAGAGGCUUUCAGAGCACUAACUACGGCUUGGAUUGGAAGGAGAAUACGGUUAUUGUGAGGAUGAAGAUAAAGAGAUUGUAUUUAGAUAAAACUUCAGUGUUGAUGCAUGUGGAACUACACCCUGAUAUGAAGCCAGUGACACCAGGAGUUUGGGAUGAUGUUGAGAUUUUGUUCAUGAAGCCAGUGCUUUACUGCAAAGGUUUUGAUUCCGUACCGCAGCUUUCUUUGGGUCAGUCUAAAAAGUCAGUUGGCUGUCGCACCCAUACAUGUGUGGGUGACUUCAACGAGGGUGUACAAUGGGUGACCACAGCCACAGCAGACUGUUCCACUCGGUCACCAGUUGCGAUCGACAGAUCUCUGGAGUUCAUGCCUGCAUCCAAUCCAAGCAAUGAAACGACAUCCGAAAAUAGCGACAGCUCAGACGAGGAUUCUCUGCUAGAAACCACAUCAACCUAUGAUAAGAAAAAAACAUCAACUACAAGUAAACCUACUGUUACUCUACCUGAAAUAACCACUCAUAUCGUACCAACGGAAGUUUCUACAGUUAACACGCCUACAGAAGUUUCUACUGUUGAUGGUCCUGGAAUAGUUGAAUCCACUACAUACUUAGAAGUUAAUGGGACAACAGAGUACGACACCACUACGAUUAGUACUACUGUGUUUCCACCUACUACAGUAGCUACUUCAACUAGACCGCCAGAGGAACAGCUGGACCAAGUGUUGAGUGACCUUGAUAACCUGAUCAACGGAUCUACUCCAAUCACAGUGGACGAUAUAGGGGAUGUAUUCAAUCAGGUUGAUGAUCUAUUCGAACUUCACGAUAGCUUGGAAAUUCCUGGCCGGCUAUUACAUCUUCUAGAUAAUUUGGGUUCUGCCAUAGAACUGAACGGGUCGAGAAGCGCAACAGCUGUGCGGAAUAAUAUCGCUCUAUUACUGGCCGAUGCUGAGCCAAGCCAUCCCGUAAGAGGCAUGAAGAUAGCCACAAGAGACAAUGACGCGUUCACUGACGACGCUUUUGAAAUUAUCUCAGGUGAAGUGAACAGCACGAUUCUCGACUCUGAAAGAAAUGAGGUAGUCGUCCACCUUCCACAGUCCGUAUCGGAUGCGUCACGUCGCAUAAGUUUUGUAGUGUUUAGAAACGAUCGAGCCUUCCAACCUAGCCAAGCGACGUAUUCUGUCAACAGUCGAGUGCUGAGCAUUAAAGUUCAGGACGUGACUAACUUUGAAAACGGGGAGGUGAUAGACAUCCAUCUAAGUCCAAUGACAUUGGAACCAGACCGCAACGCAACCAGAACCUGUGCCUACUGGAAAUUCUUGGAAGACGGAACGGGGUCUUGGUCUUCCGAUGGUUGUACGCUCAUUCGCGCAACAGAAUCAGGUAUGCUGGACACUUGCAGGUGUACCCAUCUGACGCACUUCGCUGAGGUAUUAUUUCCAAGAUCAGUAUUUUCUCAAAAGGAUGAAGAUAUUCUGGAACUGCUAACUGUUAUUGGAUGCUGUUUGUCAAUUUUUGGUUUAAUAAUGGUAGGAGUAACAGCAGCGUUGUUUAGGUCCUGGCGACGGGACUAUAGUAAUAAAAUUUGGCUUCAACUCUGCAUAUCCAUUUUGUUGCUUGUCCUCAGCUUUUUGAUCAUAAUAUUUGCUAAAUUUGAUCACUACAGUAUUACUUGUAUGUUGAUAGGAGUAGUCCUACACUACGCAGUUCUAUCUUCCUUCUGUUGGAUGUUGGUUGCAGCAGUACUGUCUUAUAGGCGAUUAGUGUUGGUCUUCACCAGAGACGCCUCACAUAAAUUGCUUCGAGCAUCUGCAUUUUCGUGGGGAGUUCCUUUGGGAAUAAUUGGCGUUCUUCUUUCAGCAGCCCCGCAGUCUUAUGCGGGACGUUUCGAAGAGAAAACGCCUAGCGGUUCUUUUUGCUAUCCUUCCGGUUUAGCUAUGUGGCUAUCAGUUUAUGCCCCGAUAGCGAUAAUAUUACUUGCGAACUGGACACUAUUUGCGUUGAUAGUCCGUUCCGUGUUUGCAUCAAGAGGGAUUCAGAGACACGGGGAUUCAAACGAAGCUCUUCGUUGCGCAUCGGUUAGUUGCCUGUUAGUUUUUCUAUUCGGGUUGCCGUGGAUUUUUGGUCUUUUCGCUUUUAACGUUGUCGCUGCGUAUUUCUUUACGUUGACAGCAACGUAUCAAGGGUUUAUGUUGUUCCUAUUCUUUGUCCUUGGGAAUAAGAAGACUAGAGACUUGUGGUUAAAUAAGUUAAAGAUAAAACAGACUCGCAAAGUGCCUGUAACGUCAUCAACAUAUUCUAAUAGUCGGACGGGGUGGCGAGGGGCGACGGCUCCAUUGACGGUUGAAGCUAAGGCGUCGAAACCUAAAUCUCUAAGCCAAGAUGACUCUAGGUUUUCUUGACGAAGGUCUAAAUCCAAGCAGCCUUAUAAAGGUUGAUAUUUGAACAAGUAAGAUUCUUCUCAAUAGCACAUCUUGCAACUGUUCCUUGUUGUACUCCUGUCUUUUUUGCUAGCCGUAGUUAUCAUGUAGUGACGCUGUUUGAGACAGGCAUUAGCCACUUAAUCUCUCUCUGUUUGCUGACAGCCUGGUAUCUCAGUCUAUCGCACAGGUGGCCUCCAUACCUUUUGCCCUGUGUUGCACACACAAGGCGUUCUAUAUAAUUUUCUCGAUUCGACUGUGCAUAGUUACUCGACACUCAGUCAAAAUGCUGGAAAGUACCUACUUCUUGAUGAAUUAUUUAUAUUUAAGUGUUUGUUUUGUAAACGUAAGUUUAUACGAGAAACAACGAAUGUUUAUUACUCUGGCCGCUGCGGUCCGAUGCAACCGGUCGCCCUGUGGCUAGCUAGUUGACGCGUAGAUUGGCCAUAUUGCUAAUCUUUAUGGUAAGGCGCUAUCUGUGUUCAUUAUUUUUGUUUAGGAUAUUUCUUUAGUUACUUUUAUUCUUUUACUGUUUGCGAUUUUAAUACAGGGAAAUUGUUUUUUAUUAGAAUAUUCUGUGAAGGUAUUGCUUUCACUGUUACCUAUGAACGUAUUAUUUGUUGUAACCAUGUCGGCUGUUUUAAUCGUCUUGCUUAUUUUUAGUAUGAAACGAGGCUAUGUACGUAUAAGACUUUUCGAUUAAUAUUUAAAGUUAGUUAAUUAAUAAAAUCAGUGUUAAUCUAUUUAAACUAACUUCUGAGACCCCUUUAGAGAUUUUCUAACAUUUUAUAAGUUGCAGUUAAAAAUGUUACUAGAUCUAUUAGCAUAGUGUCGAGAUGAAGAAAAGAUAGAGAUUUUACUCUAAAAUCUGAUUUCCCGGUUUUAACAUUUUUCCGUAAAUUUACAGGGGAUCUUGAAUUUGUUUUAUUUACUUGAAUAAAUAUGUUACUGUUGUUAGGUUAUCUAUUUUUUUAAUAAGUCAAUAAGACAUCCAUCAAGUGAUCGAUAUACCCUUGUUUUUUUAACAUAAUUUCAAAA
This is a messenger RNA of Pararge aegeria (speckled wood butterfly), 5272 nucleotides long. RefSeq lists its product as uncharacterized. NCBI's taxonomy places the organism in Eukaryota, Metazoa, Arthropoda, Insecta, Lepidoptera, Nymphalidae. The record is from RefSeq and is a predicted model, not a curated record. The coding region runs from base 443 to 4216 and encodes 1257 amino acids. Gene Ontology annotation, cellular component: membrane. Gene Ontology annotation, molecular function: G protein-coupled receptor activity. The transcript is spliced from 11 exons. Gene Ontology annotation, biological process: cell surface receptor signaling pathway; G protein-coupled receptor signaling pathway.